This is a messenger RNA of Camelina sativa (false flax), 2856 nucleotides long. The record is from RefSeq and is a predicted model, not a curated record. Lineage: Eukaryota; Viridiplantae; Streptophyta; Magnoliopsida; Brassicales; Brassicaceae.
CAAUAGCUCCUCUUCUUGCUCUGAUGAAGGGAACAACAGUGAGUUAAUGGUGCGAAGUACAAGAGAAGUUGAGAAGAAAAGGAGAGCUGUUGCCAUAGAAGGAGACCAUAAUGGUGGUGGUAAAGGUCUUACUUUGAAGCUUGGAGACAAUGGUUGUGAUCUUAAUGGUGAAAGAGAAGGGAGUUGUGCUGCUAAGAAGACUAAAUUCGGAGGAGGAGGAGCAGGAGGUGUGACUAAUCGUGCUGCUUGUCAGGUGGAAAACUGUGAAGCUGAUCUUAGUAGAGUUAAGGAUUAUCAUAGACGUCAUAAGGUGUGUGAGAUGCAUUCUAAGGCUACUAGUGCUAUUGUCGGAGGUAUCAUGCAGCGGUUUUGUCAGCAAUGUAGUAGGUUCCAUGUUCUUCAGGAGUUUGAUGAAGGAAAGAGAAGUUGUCGUAGACGUUUGGCUGGGCAUAAUAAACGUAGGAGGAAAACAAAUCCUGAACCUGGCGCCAACGGCAAUCCUAGUGAUGAUCAGUCAAGCAAUUAUCUCUUGAUUAGUCUUUUGAAGAUACUCUCCAAUAUGCAUACUACUCGAUCUGACCAUACCGGUGAUCAAGAUUUGAUGUCUCAUCUUCUGAAGAGCCUUGUAAGCCAUGCUGGUGAACAAUUAGGGAAAAACUUAGUUGAACUUCUUCUGCAAGGAGGAUCUCAAGGUUCCUUAAAUAUUGGAAACUCGGGUUUACUUGCAAUUGAGGGAGCUCCUCAAGAGGAUUCAAAGCAACUUUCAGUAAACGUACCUGAAAUUCCUCGGCAAGAAUUGUAUGCAAAUGGGACAGCUACCGAGAACAGAUCAGAAAAACAAGUCAAGAUGAAUGAUUUUGAUUUGAAUGAUAUCUAUAUAGAUUCAGAUGAUACAGAUAUUGAAAGAUCUCCUCCUCCUACGAAUCCAGCAACCAGUUCUCUUGAUUAUCCUUCGUGGAUACAUCAGUCUAGUCCACCUCAGACAAGUAGGAAUUCAGAUUCAGCAUCUGACCAGUCACCGUCAAGUUCCAGUGAAGAUGCUCAGAUGCGCACAGGCCGGAUUGUGUUCAAACUAUUUGGGAAAGAACCAAACGAUUUUCCUGUUGUCUUGCGUGGACAGAUUCUUGACUGGUUAUCGCAUAGUCCAACUGACAUGGAGAGCUACAUUAGGCCUGGCUGUAUCGUAUUGACAAUUUAUCUUCGUCAAGCUGAAACUGCUUGGGAAGAACUGUCAGACGAUCUUGGUUUUAGCUUAAGGAAGCUUCUAGAUCUCUCUGAUGAUCCCUUGUGGACAACUGGAUGGAUUUAUGUUAGGGUUCAAAACCAACUUGCAUUUGUAUAUAACGGUCAGGUUGUUGUCGACACUUCCUUACCUCUUAAAAGUCAUGAUUAUAGCCACAUCAUUAGCGUUAAACCGCUUGCUGUAGCUGCAACGGGAAAAGCUCAGUUUACGGUUAAAGGCAUCAAUCUCCGUCGACGUGGCACAAGGUUACUUUGUGCUGUAGAAGGAAAAUACUUGAUUCAGGAAACAGCACACGAGGAGGAGGAUGAUCUCAAGGAGAAUAAUGGGAAUGUUGAGUGUGUCAACUUUUCUUGUGAUAUCCCUAUAACUAGUGGUCGAGGAUUCAUGGAGAUUGAAGACCAAGGACUCAGCAGCAGCUUCUUCCCUUUCUUAGUGGUUGAAGACGAUGAUGUUUGUUCUGAAAUCCGUAUACUUGAAACCACUUUAGAGUUCACUGGAACUGAUUCUGCUAAGGAAGCUAUGGACUUCAUUCAUGAAAUCGGUUGGCUUCUUCACAGAAGUAAGCUUGGGGAAUCAGAUCCAAAUCCAGACGUUUUCCCAUUAAUACGAUUCCAGUGGCUAAUCGAGUUCUCAGUGGAUCGAGAGUGGUGUGCUGUGAUCAGAAAGCUAUUAAACAUGUUCUUUGAUGGAGCUGUUGGUGAUUUUUCUUCCUCGUCGAAUGCCACACUAUCUGAAUUGUGCCUUCUUCACAGAGCCGUGAGGAAAAACUCUAGGCCCUUGGUUGAAAUGCUUUUGAGAUACGUUCCAAAGCAGCAAAGGAACAGCUUGUUUAGACCCGAUGCUGCUGGUCCAGCCGGUUUAACACCUCUUCAUAUUGCAGCCGGUAAAGACGGUUCAGAAGAUGUGUUGGAUGCCCUAACAGAAGACCCUGCAAUGGUGGGGAUUAAAGCGUGGAAGACAUCUCGAGACAGCACAGGCUUCACACCAGAAGACUAUGCACGCUUACGCGGCCACUUCUCAUACAUCCACUUGAUUCAACGCAAGAUCAAUAAAAAGUCAGCAACUGAAGAUCACGUUGUGGUCAACAUCCCUGUUUCUUUCGCAGACAGAGAGCAGAAAGAACCAAAGUCAGGUCCAGUGACUUCCGCCUUGGAGAUCACACAGAUUAACGAGCUUCCAUGCAAGCUCUGUGACCAUAAACUGGUGUAUGGGACAGCACGUAGGUCUGUAGCGUACAGACCGGCUAUGUUGUCGAUGGUGGCGAUUGCUGCUGUGUGCGUCUGCGUGGCACUUCUCUUCAAGAGUUGUCCGGAAGUACUCUAUGUGUUUCAACCGUUCAGGUGGGAGUUAUUGGACUAUGGAACAAGCUAAGUCUACUUUGAAGAAUAUAAAUAUUACUUAUAUAAACCCAUAAAGGCGUGAUUUCUAUAUGUUGUAACUAUAUGAGUAUAAUAAGAUAUAUAGACAUGUAGAAGAUUGUUGUUGUUGUUGUGUGUAAAAGCCUCUCCUUUCUCUCUCGAACUUGAGAAUCCUCUCUCUGAUUAGUAUAUUUUUUGUUUGACAGAAUAAUUUGUUUCUUCUUGUAAUUUAACAAUGGAGACGUUCUUGUUCUA